UGUAUUUAUUAGAUCAUGGAUGCAAUCGUAUGAAAGCACACAACACUUUGGAAAGUGAGAAUCAAAAAUGAAAGUCCUACGUUUUGUAUUAAAAGCAAAAUUCAUAUUUAUAGUUUUGAAUAUGUGCACAGUUAUGUUUGUGGAAUGUACAAAUAAGUCGAAAGAACCGAAGAAAAAAAACUGGCGAGACAAAGAUAUAAGAGACAUGACUGACACCGACUUGGAGCACAUUCUUGAUCAGUGGGAGGAAAAUGAGGAACCAUUGGAGCCAGACGAACUUCCGGAGCAUCUCAGACCGCCUCCGCAGAUAGACUUAAGUCGAAUUGAUGUAUCUAAUCCAGAUAACAUUCUAAAAGCAACCAAAAAGGGCAAAGGUGUGAUGAUGUUUGUCGAUGUUCGUCCUGAGGUUUCAAUCCAUGAAGCUGGUACAGUAAUGCAAAUUUGGCAGACUAGUUUGCACAAUAAUCAUAUCAUAGCUGAAAGGUAUCCCAUAGAGGACAGAAGAUCGAUUUUUAUGUUCCGAGAAGGAUCACAGGCUGUGGAUGCCAAAAUUUUUUUGUUAAGUCAACCAGAAUUACUUCAUCUUACGCUGGAGGGUCAGACAUUCAAAGCACCAAGUGCUGAGAAGAAGACUGAACUCUGAUAGUUAUAUUUAAAGUUUGUGACAUUUCCACUCUUUUCUUCCUCCACUUUUGUAAUAAAGAACAUUUUUAUUCUGAAGCUAAA
Messenger RNA from Belonocnema kinseyi, 726 nucleotides. RefSeq names its product LDLR chaperone boca (gene boca). Gene Ontology annotation, biological process: protein folding. The transcript has a single exon. The record is from RefSeq and is a predicted model, not a curated record. Lineage: Eukaryota; Metazoa; Arthropoda; Insecta; Hymenoptera; Cynipidae. The coding region runs from base 68 to 643 and encodes 191 amino acids.